AUGGCCGACGCGGACAUCCGUGACCACAUGGUCGUCGGUCCCGACGACCACCGAGCGUACAUUGUCAUCACCGCCGUCGUCGGCCUCACGUGGAGCGUCCUCGUCCUCGCCAUCCGCCUCUUCAUCCGCCUCCGACUGACCGGUCCCUUUGGAUCCGACGAUGCCGCCGCCUCGCUAGCCACGUUCAUCGCCGCGUGCCAGACCGCAACUACCCUCUACUCUGUCCGCGAGGGCGUGGGCGUCCGCUACAACGACGCCUACCGUGAUAGCAUGGACGCCGGGCUCAAGGCGUACUACGCAAGCACGAUCCUGUACAUCAUGGCGCUCUGCCCGGCCAAGGCGUCCAUGUCACUGCUGAUAUCCAGGGUCAGCCGGCAGGCCGCGGACAAGCACCUCCUCGCCACACGCAUCGUCACCGCCAUCAUCCUCGCCUGGGGCCUGGCCUCCAUCUUCAUCGUCGCCUUCCAAUGCGGGAGCGCGCGCCCGUGGGACCUCUCCGCCCCCGGCCACUGCCCUAAUCUGUUCCCGCGCUGGCUCGUCGUCGAGGUCCUCAGCCUCGUCAUCGAGCUUCUCAUCUCCGGCCUCGCCUUCUCCCUCGUCCUCGACCUCGACAUGGCCGUCCGCACCAAGCUCAUCGUCAUCUUUGCCUUUUCCGCGCAGCUCCUCGUCGCCAUCCCCGUCUCCUACCGGCUCGUGCUCCUCCGCGACGCCGCCACGCGGCCCGACCGCCACGCCUCCGGGCCGCCCGUCAUGUUCGCGCUGGCCGACCCGACCGUCGUCACGCAGGUGGUGAUGCACUUCUCCGUCAUGGCCGCCACGUUUCCUUGCUUCCGCCAGUUCCUGCAGGCGUUCAACAACGACUUUGGCGCGACGACCAAGAUGGGCACGGACGACGAGCGCUCGGGCGACCGCAGCCAGGGCGUGCGAAGCAGUAAUAGCUACGCCAUGUCGGCGCUGCGGUCGCGGGGGGAGGCGAGCGGCGGCGGUGGGGGAGGUGGUGAGCUGACGGCGCCGCUGCGCGAGGUCGACUCGGAUACGGAGGUGGACGAGGUCACGUUUCGGCCGCUGGCGCCGCUCCGGGACGGCUUGCUGACGCCGGUGGACGACGGGAGGAGUCUGCGGAGCGUGGGAAGUGACCGCGCCAUAAUUCAGCAUAAGCAAAAGAGAGCUUGA
Cordyceps fumosorosea ARSEF 2679 is the source of this 1173-nucleotide messenger RNA. RefSeq lists its product as hypothetical. The coding region runs from base 1 to 1173 and encodes 390 amino acids. NCBI's taxonomy places the organism in Eukaryota, Fungi, Ascomycota, Sordariomycetes, Hypocreales, Cordycipitaceae. The record is from RefSeq and is a predicted model, not a curated record. The transcript is spliced from 4 exons.